AUGUGGGAGGACAAAUCUUUGAUUCGAGACAGAGCUAGGUCCCUGAAGAAGAUUCUUGACUGGCCCACGGUCAAUGGAGUUUACCUUGUUGGGGCGCCUUCUAAGAGAGCCUUUGCCAUGAACAAGGUCAUCUUGGAUUUGACUGCCCAAUGGUGGACCCCUCAAAGAGAUUAUCCCGAAUCUGUGCAGAUCGCAUUGAUUAGGGAAGAGGAUGAAUGUCUUCUGGACAUCUAUGACACCUUCUCAACCUACUGGGAGGACCCCUCUGCUGGCAGCAGCACUGACAAUGACACUGGUGCAUCGGCACCUGGGGUGGCCCCACCCAUGUUGGCAAUCCUGGAUGGAAGUGUCUAUGAGGUUGAAGAUGAUGAUCCCCCUGUGGUCCCUGUGACUGGUGAUGCAUACAUGGCGCCACCGGCACCUGUGCCUGCUGUGCCUGCUCCCAUGAGCCCUGUGGCCCCGACAUCUUCGGCGACGCCGCCGGCGGAGAGAGAUGAAAUCCUCGCACGGCUGGCUGCCAUCAAGCAACUUGACUGA
Molecule: messenger RNA, 537 nt
Organism: Cladocopium goreaui
Lineage: Eukaryota; Dinophyceae; Suessiales; Symbiodiniaceae
Source: the annotation of a GenBank genome assembly